This is a messenger RNA of Leucoraja erinaceus (little skate), 5816 nucleotides long. RefSeq names its product ectodysplasin A (gene eda). Gene Ontology annotation, biological process: immune response; animal organ development. Gene Ontology annotation, molecular function: death receptor binding; tumor necrosis factor receptor binding; catalytic activity. Gene Ontology annotation, cellular component: membrane. The transcript is spliced from 8 exons. Lineage: Eukaryota; Metazoa; Chordata; Chondrichthyes; Rajiformes; Rajidae. The coding region runs from base 154 to 1239 and encodes 361 amino acids. The record is from RefSeq and is a predicted model, not a curated record.
AGGCGACCACUCACUCUCACUGCCUUGACCACUCGCCUGAGUCAGAGGUAGUUCAGAGCAGCAAGGAGAGCAGCUAUUGAAUAUGUUGUAGAAGCAACUAUUAUUAUUUUUUAUUCUUUUCUUUUAAAGAUCUGGGGUUGUAGCUUUUUAUAAAUGGCAACGAAAAGUUUCGAAGGGAAAUUGUUGAACUGCGAUAAAGAUCUUCCCAGCAGUUGCAAUUGCAGGAGGCAGUGCAACAACUGCGGUGUGUUCCUCGGCUUCUUUGUGCUGUCGCUCUGCCUUCACCUGCUCACCCUGGUCUGCUACUUGGAUCUCCGGUCCGAGGUGAAACGGGAGCUGAUGCAGCAGCAGCAGCAGCCCAGCAGCGAGGAGCUUCCAGGCGCACGGAUAGCGGAUGGUUCCCGGUCUGCGAGCAAGCCUGCGUGGGGAAUACAAUCUGCCUCUACCGCCGGCCCCGAGGAACACCUGUUAAAUUAUCUAACUACAGAAGAUCAGGCACUGCGCCAUGAAAAUCAAGUCAAGGUGGUUCAUCGGAUGAAGAGAAGCCAAAUCAGACAGCCAGGAUCAAGAGGUAAAAGCAAAGGCAAAGGAAAAGGCAGAAGGAUUGGCCCACCGGGGCCACAAGGCCCCCAGGGGCCCCCAGGACCUCCAGGACCACAGGGACCCCCAGGAAUCCCAGGAAUACCAGGAAUACCAGGAACAGCGGUGAUGUCCGCACCUGGACCAGCUGGACCACCUGGACUACCUGGAGCUCCAGGGCCACCGGGACCACCAGGCACUUCAGACAAACCUGCAGACAGUCAGACAUCCAUGGAAUUUGUCCACCUCCAGGGUCAUGACUCGGUCAUUCAAGUCAAACAAGAUCUCAUAGGUGGCGUCCUGGCCGACUGGGUCCGAUCUUCGCUGAACCACAAGGUCUUCCGGUUACACAGCCGAAGUGGACAGUUGGAGAUACUAGUGGAUGGAACCUACUUCAUCUAUAGUCAGGUAGAAGUUUACUACAUUAACUUUACUGACUUUGCGAGUCACGAGAUGCUCGUGGACGACAAGCCUUUCCUGCAGUGUACGCGCAGUAUUGAGAACCGCAAGUCAAAGUUCAACACCUGCUACACGGCUGGGGUCUGCCUACUCAAAGCAAGGCAGAAGAUUACCGUCAGGAUGACAUACGAAGACACAGUGAUAAACAUGAGCAAGCAUACAACGUUCUUCGGAGCAGUGAGACUCGGCAAGAUCCCUUAGUCCUGGGGAGCGAGGGACUGCAGAGGAUAGAGGAGAAAAAGGAACAAGGCUGAAUCUGCAAAAGGGGUCAUCCAAAAUUUAUAUUGAAGUACAACGUAUAAGUGAAGAAAGUCAGACUACAGAGUAAAAUUUAUUUCAUCUAUCCAAAUUAAGUCAAUUCUCAUUAUCCCGACACAUAUUUGUGAAGAAGGGUCUCGACCCGAAACAUCACCCAUUCCUUCUCUAGAGAUGCUGCCUGUCCCGCUGAGUUACUCCAGCAUUUUGUGUCUAUCUUCGGUAUAUGAAUGUGACUUGCAUUGAGUUGUAUCGAGAAACCAUCAAAACUUGCACAUGUCUGUCAACCAUCACAGAUUCCCAGUUAUCCGAUUCUUCCCAUGACAGAGCUUUGUUAAAUGAGUUGAUUUCCCCAGUCCACCCUUCUCCAAGUGGACUGGGAUGAUUCAAUUUGCUCCGCAGCACUCUCGUCAGAACUAAUGGACAUUUGGCCGUUGUUGAAGGCAUAUGUGUCAGCUUUCAUUUUUGCAGGUGGAGGGGACCAAAGACAAAUCGGUCCUGAGGAGGGGAUGUUCUCUCUGUGAAUGAGCAGUAAAGAGCAGUAACCACAAAUGUGGGAGAAGCAACUGAACGAGUUUCGUCUGGAGGAAACUCGGCAAGAAUGGAAACUUUAAUGCAGUUAAAAUCUGCCUGCAUGAUGGAAUGGCCAAUUGCUCGCAAUGUUGCAUCAAGUGAGCAGAUCCAUGGUUGCCUCGAAUCAUUCAUAAAUAUAUUCAAAGAUAAAGCCCCCAGACAAAGUGAAUUCCUAAGAAUCAUAACAGUCUGUGUAAAGUGAUUUCUUCUCAUGUCCCCUCUUCCUUCUUAUUCUGAGUCCUUGUCCCUGAAAACUCGCUUGAAGAAAGUAGUCUUGCUAUUCAUCCAUCCAUCCAUCCAUCCAUCCAUCCAUCCAUCCAUCCAUCCAUCCAUCCAUCCAUCCAUCCAUCCAUUCCAUUCAUUCAUUCAUUCAGUCAAUCAUUCAUUCAUUCAUUCAUUCAUUCGUUCAUUCAUUCAUUCAUUCAUUCAUUCGAGAAUGGCUUCCAUUCAUGUCUGCGAUUUUAAUGAAAAGUCUGUGAACUGUGCGUUGUGAUUUAUUGCAGCGGUUCAACAUGGUGUUGCUGGAAACAGCCAUAGUGGGAGGAAUAUCAAAUUAAGCUUUUGGUUACAAGCUGUAUGUCUGUAACUGGAGUCACCUUAUUGGAUUUAUAGUUCUCUGGUUCCUGAAAACGUGGAUUAUAUGCCCAUGACCAUUGAAAUAUUCCAGCCUGUUACAUUUGCAAAAUGCAACAUUUUGUCCUUGAGGCAUUAUUACAAAUUAAAUGGAAACAAUCUUAUUCUUGCCAUCUUGUGACUGUUUGAGGUAUUACAACUUGCAGUGAAUUACAUCAAAUCAAUGUGAUGAGUCAAGAUGAAAUUUACAUGGUGUCAAAUGAAAAAGUGAGUGGAAAUGAGAUUAUGUUAGCACCCAGGAAGUACUGUGGCAGGGAGUGUGUAUGGCUCAGUUAGCCUCAAGGGGAUACUGUAGCUUGCAAACUCAAUAUAGUUUGAAAAUAAAUGUUAGUGGAAGAAGAAUAAUAGACAUCGAUGCAUCAAUUAAUGUCACCUUCAGUGCUGAAGCCUCGUGGAUUGGCAAAACUGGUUCAAAGAUCAAAGUUGCAAACCAAUGGGUCUUGGAUUUUUCAAAACAUUGGUUUGUAACACGGUGAAGAUGAAUCUCCAGAGUGAACUCAGUCAUAGUUGUAGUGCAUUGAAAUGGGCCUUUCAGCCCAACUGGCUGUUCAAGUUACUACUUCACUGAACUCUUCGUACUUGCUUGCACCUGACCCUUAUCCCUGCAGACCUUUCCUAUCCAUGUACCUGCCCAAGUGUAUUUUAAAUGUUAUUAUCGAAACUACCUCUCCCAUUUCCUCUGCCAAUUCAUUUCAUGGACACAUUAUCCUCUGUGUGAAAACCUUCAGAAACCUUUUAAAUCUUUCCCCUCUCACCUUAAUCCAUACCCUCUAGUUUUUAAACUCCCACACUACGAGAAAAAGACUGGCUAUUUACUAUAUCUAUGCCAUCCAUAAUGUUAUACACCACUAUAAGAUCACCUCUUAUUCUCCUACCUUCCAUAGAAAAAAAAUACCCAGCUUAUCCAACUUCUUAUAACUCCAAACACUCCAAACCCUGCCACAUCCUUCUAUAGAUCUUCUACGGCCUUUCCAGUUUAGUGACAUCCGUCCUUCAGCAAGGCAACCAGAACUGUACAUAGUACUCUAAAUGUAAACUGUAACAUGAUGUCUCAAUUCCUGUACUCAAUAUUCUGACAACUGUACCACCAAUUUUAGUGUAAUCUAUAAAAUCUAAUAACCGUGCCAACCAUAUUCACAUCAAAAUCAUGAAUAUAAAUAAUGAACAACAGUGGACCCAGCACCGAUCCCUGUGUUAUAACAUUUGUCAUAGACCUCCAGUCUGAGAAACCACCCUCUGUCUCCUCCUGUCAAUUCCUUCCGUAUCUCUCAUUUCCUUCUCCCCUGACUCUCAUUGAGAAGAAGGGUCUUGGUCCGAAACGUCACCCAUUCCUGCUAUCCAGAGAUGCUGCCUGUCCUGCCGAGUUACUCCAGCGUUUUGUGUCUAUCCAUCUAUAUAUCCAGUUGGUGGGCUCAGCCUGUCUCACUUUCAAAUUGGAAUUUCUUUUUUGUUAGGAAUGUCGUUCCUGAAAGCCCAGUGGGUGAAUUUUUCACGAUGUGGUUAUGGUCGGUGGGGUUUCAACCUUCUGGUAACUGGUUUUCUGGCUCAAGCAUUGUAAUUCUCCCACAUCCUCUGGCUUUGGAGGAGACAUUGAAGUCCCAACUUGGCGUCUCAUCAGGUUCUGCUGAAGGUAGAAGUAUGAGGAGAGGGCUUUAUUAAACACAAUUGUAUCGCCUGCUGUUAGCCGCUGACACAAGCAACAAGGUUUUAAAAAUUAAAUAAAAAACAAUUCCUGCCACAUUCUAAAGCCAUGCAGGUUUGUAGGUUAAUUGACUUCUGUAAAUUGUCCCUAGUAUGUAGGAUAGAAUUAGUGUGUGGGUGAUUGUUGGUCGGCGUGGACUCAAUGGGCCGAAGGGCAUGUUUCCACGCUGCAUUUCUAAACUAAAAUAAGUUCAAGCCUCAUCAUGGGGUUUAUGUUUCAUUCAACAAAUAAAUAUUAAAGUACUAGAAGCAUGGAGUAUCUGAUGUCCAUUGUUACAAAAAAACAUCUGAUUUGAUGAUGUCUAUAAGAAAAGGAAUCCAACAUCCUUAUCUACAACUCCAGAACCACGACAACUGGUUGAGCCACAAUUGCACUUUCAGCUAGGAGCAAACCUCAAUGGACUUGCCAUAACUUUCUUUGGAGAUACAGUGCGGAAACAGGCCCUUCGGCCCACCGAGUCUGUUUUGCCCAGCGAUCACCUUGAAGACUAGCAAUAUCCCACACAUUAGGGACAAUUCACAAUUUACUAAAGUCAAUUAACCUACUAACCUGCACUUCUUUGGAGUGUGGGAGGAAACUGGAGCACCUGGGGUAAACCCACAUGGUCACUGGGGGAAUGUACAAACUCCGUACAGACAGCACCCAUAGUCGGGAUCGAACCGGGGUCUCUGGCGCUGUAAGGCAACAACUCUACCGCUUCUCCACUGAGCCACUUCCUUUUGUUAAUCAGGGUUAGACAAUAAACACCAAACUAUUUUGAGAAUAGCCACAUCCAAUGAAUAAUUAAAAUAUUAUAUGCAGGCUUCAAACAGUUUGCUUUUAACUGAUAAUAGCUGGGAGAAGAAUCCGAAUUCACAACUUUUUAUAUUUAACUUUAAAAUUCUCUGUGUCAGAUGUAGUUUGCUUUAAGAAGGAGAUAUUCGUGCAGAUUGGGAAAGGGGACAACAUAGACAUGGAGGGCCGAUUGCUGUGCUAGAUCACUAUGACUAUUGAUCACAUCUGUUUGUAGAUAUGUAAAAGCAUUGACUAGUCAAGAAGUGAUUGGGUAAGUCAGGAGUUGGGUGGAGCAGGGAAGAUCUUGGUAAAAAUCGCAGGCAGCACUAGAAAUGCAGCAGGUUAAAAUUGUCAGAAGUAAAAGUGAAUACAUUUCUCUUGUAUUUUAAAUAACAAAAUUAUAGGAUAUUGCCAAAGAUGAGACCACUCCCGAACAGAAUCACAACCAAAGUAGUAACAACAAAUCUAAAUCUGAAAGAAAAACAGAACAUUUUGAAAACUCUCAGCGGUUCAGACAACUUCUGUGGAAAGACAAACAGAGUUAACAUUUUGGACUAGAAACAUUAACCCUCAUUCUCUUUCCACAGAUGCUGUCCAACCCAAUGAGUGGUUUCCAGCAUUUCCUCUUCCUGUAUCAAAUUUCCAGCACCUGCAGUUUUUUGAUUUUCACAUUCAAGUCCAAAUUAUUUUUCUCAACACCUGAGGAAAAGUUGGCUUGUAAAAUCUGCCAGUGUCCCCAAUGAAACAAAACACACAAGCUCUCCUGCAGAGUCCAAUACUUUAUUUGAUCUGGCCAGCUGAUACACCUGUAUGUCCUUCAAUAAAUAUGUGUUGUAUCCUG